Messenger RNA from Magnolia sinica, 2274 nucleotides. RefSeq lists its product as uncharacterized. The transcript has 2 exons. Lineage: Eukaryota; Viridiplantae; Streptophyta; Magnoliopsida; Magnoliales; Magnoliaceae. The coding region runs from base 405 to 1103 and encodes 232 amino acids. The record is from RefSeq and is a predicted model, not a curated record.
GUAAUCUCAUAAAAUGGUAUUCUUUCUCAUUUUUUCUUCUAUCUUCUACUUUCUUAGUCUUUGAUUUUUGUCCUUCUUCUUUUUAUGCCUCAACAGAUGCCCCCUUGAUCCUUUCUUUGUUCUUCUGAAUCAAAGAAUCAAGAUCAAUCACAAAUUUUCACUUUUGCAAUUGUUUGCGCGGCCCGCGCAACGGACACUCAAAAACUGCACUCGGGCUUCAUCCCUUAUAAAUACCAGCUGCCUUCACUCAUUUCCCAUUUCCCAUUCCUAGUGAAGCUCUGUCCUUUUGCUAUCUCCCCGCGCAAUCAACAUCGUUUGCGCAACCCGCGCAAACCCCUCUUUUGCAGAAUUUCCAAACUUAGGAAUUUUCAGACUUUCUUUUUCUGAGACUAGACUUUUUCACCAUGGCCCGCACUAAAAGGACUUUCCGUAUCAUUGAACCUUCAACCGCUCAACCUUCUCAUCAAGAACUACCAAAUCCUCCGUCUUCACAAGUUACUGAACCAUCACCAUCUCCUCCCCAACCAUCACGUAAACGUUUCAAAACCACUAGCAAACGUCCCGCCUAUAUAAAGGAACUCGUGCUUCCUGCCUUCUAUUUCACCAAUCGGAUCGCUACACUGCCUUCUCCUAUCCACAGGGCAAUCUCCAUGGGCGAGAUUGAACGACCACCGAGACAUGGUCGAGAUUAUGUCUGGGACGAGUGGCUAAAAACGACGACUCAUUUGCCGACGAUGAGCCAAAAGCCACCGACGAGAGAAGACACUCCCCCACCAUCUAGGUCGAAGAAAACCUGUCGCAACAAAGCCGAGGAGUUCCAGGAGAAAAUCAGAGAACAUAAUAGAAAGAAACUCCAGAACUCCUGGGAGUCAAUUCAGGUGAUCAAGGGUAUUAUGAAAUUUAAUAACCCUUAUAAGCAAGGCAUGGUCGUGAUCCCACUGAGCCUUCACCGCCAUCAGUCUAUUCUCAACUUUGAACCGAGAGAUCAAAUGGACGGAGAGAAACUGGCCUUCACCAAAUCCUGGUCAUCGAGGGAAUUGAAAAUUUUGGAAGGUAUCUUGCUGCCGAAGAAGCCAAGGCAACAGAUUGGCGAUAUUCACUAGAUGAUCUUCCUCACCCCUUCUCAUAAUCCGCACAAUUUAUUCCCGACUCAUUUUUUCCAGACGCUUCAACAAUUUUUCAGAGAACGUCAAUCGAUUUGGAGUCCGGAAGAAUUCAGAACGAGAGGCCUCCUGACUUCUCAUGACUACUAUCCUGGAUGGGCAACAACGAUUUUAGCCAAGCAUUUGAAAAUCUUGGUCAAGAUUGAUCUUUAUAAUGCGAUAGAAGCUACAUCGCAACAUUUCUACAAGGAGCCCACCAUUCUGAAAGGCUUCCUUAAUUAUUGGUGUCCCUCAACCAACUCGUUGCAUCUUCCUGCGGGCGAGAUGAGUAUCACGCUCUGGGAUCUUCAUCGAAUCGUUGGUCUUCCAAUAACCGGGAAAUUCUACGAUGAGUUUGUGCCGACUAAUGAAGAACUGACCUAUAUCUCCUCACCAGGCAGCGUUACUUCUAUCUUAGAAACGACUACCGAACUUUUUAAGAUGUCCAAAUUCCCAAACAUUCACAAGAUUUCCCCCUUACAAUGGCUUGCGCACUUCAGCAGAGCUCUCUGGUAAUUUCUCUUUCUUGCGGACUAGCAAUUUCUUAUUUUUUCUAAUACAUACUUAUUAUCCAUGUUUUUUUCUCUUCCCGGGUUUAACGGUAGCCGUUUGCGAGAAUUGGAGGAUCUUCGUGAAAAUAUAAAAGAACGUCCAGAGUAUACUCUUGACGGGGAACUCGUGGCCUUUCUUGUGUACGGGCUGAGUGUAGUGGUCCUGCCCAGCUCGAAGUGGGCAGAUGUUAUUCGCCCAAUGGUGUUUGUUGUCGCUGGUGCAAUGGCUGAAGGGUUCAAAUAUUCUCUCACUCCUCCAGUCCUAUGCUCAAUCCAUAGGGCUUUUGGAGAGAUUGCUUCCCAUGUCAAAAGUCCUUCUAUCGACUCUUCUUCCACUUACACUCCCUGGCACUACUUCACUAGCUGGCUCGGCGUAUACUUUCCUUGGACUUUUGAAGUUUCUGAGAAGGCUUAUAUUCACCCCUCCCGUAUUCUACUCUGUUUUUUCCAGAAGAGAGCUAAUGCGAAAAGAUCUUACGAUUGGGUCAUUGAUGCAAUUUCUUCUAAUGAUAACAUCAACUACAUCCAUUUCUGCCUAUAUCGCUACACAGAGGAUGCAGAUAAAAUAGAUACUAUAUCAC